AUGGCAAAACCUAUACCAAAAGUUGGUUCACGUAGGAAUGGGCGCAGUAGUGCACGGAAAAGUGCACGUAGAAUACCAAAAGGAGUUAUUCAUGUUCAAGCAAGUUUCAACAAUACCAUUGUUACUGUUACAGAUGUACGGGGUCGGGUAAUCUCUUGGUCCUCCGCCGGCACUUGUGGAUUCAAGGGUACAAGAAGGGGGACCCCUUUUGCUGCUCAAACCGCAGCGGGAAAUGCUAUUCGAGCAGUAGUAGACCAAGGUAUGCAACGAGCGGAAGUUAUGAUAAAGGGUCCUGGUCUCGGAAGAGAUGCAGCAUUACGAGCUAUUCGUAGAAGUGGUAUACUAUUAAGUUUCGUACGGGAUGUAACCCCUAUGCCACAUAAUGGCUGUAGACCUCCUAAAAAAAGACGUGUGUAG
Gossypium arboreum is the source of this 417-nucleotide messenger RNA. The record is from the annotation of a RefSeq genome assembly. Lineage: Eukaryota; Viridiplantae; Streptophyta; Magnoliopsida; Malvales; Malvaceae.